GUGGGAAAGAACCUUUAGUCAGAUCUUCUGACGCUAUCGUAAAAUUGAGGCGCUUAAGCUCGGCUGGAAAAGUGCACAAUCCAGAAAACGAAAGAACAAUGGAACAGCCACAGGCGAGGUUUGGAAACUUAGUUAUCAAAUCCGAUACAGAAGUUGAAAAUUUCCGUCAAAGGAUUUACAACAAAGUUUCUACUACAAAAAAGAAACAGAUGUGUGGGGGAUCGGCUUUUAAGGCCGCAAGAGAAGACUCCAAUGAACAAAAGAAGUAUGACGAGACUGGGCUCGUCGUUAGCUCUUGCAAGCACUGCGUUGUACCAUACGCAAUCAACAUGUUUAAAGGUGAAUCGUGGACCCAUACUGCAUUUAUGCACAAUGAAGCCAUGAAAAGUAACGCCAAAUUCUUCUGCUACGACGUGGUAUGCCAAUACUGGAAAUGGAUGAAAACAAAAGUGGCUCGUCAUUUUCCUGAAUACCGUAAUCUAACAAGUGAAAUGACAGGAAUCUUGCCUAUCAUGCAUAAGAAUGCACAUCAAUUGCCAUGCAAGAUUUUAUGGAAUCCCCGCUGGACAACUGGAAUAGGCUUAACUGGAGGAGAAGAGCACGAGCAAGUUUUCUCCAAAUUGUAUCUAUAUGCUUAUGUGCUAAAGCAUAUGGCCAAACAUAACAGAAACGAUUUUUUAACAUUAGCUAUUCUUUAUUGGAACUGGGGUAAAAUUCAAAAUAUGCAUUUCCUUCUACGCAAAAAGCUUGAAAAAGCAAGAAAGGAAAUCAAACAAGGCACUCCAAAACUCGAGAAAUUGUUGGAAACCCAUAACCUCGUAAAUAAUGAUCUUCCACUGAUUCACAAGGAGCUGGAGACAAAAGCUAAGGCAAUUCUUGACCAAAGAAAAACCAAAAAGACUACAGUUGAUACACUGAGAAGAAUGCUGGAGGGCUUACAUGCUCAUUUAAAGACUACUUCCAUUUCUAUCUCUAAAGAAGCAGGUAUAUUACAAAAACUAAAUUGA
This is a messenger RNA of Daphnia pulicaria, 1007 nucleotides long. RefSeq lists its product as uncharacterized. The coding region runs from base 99 to 1007 and encodes 302 amino acids. The record is from RefSeq and is a predicted model, not a curated record. NCBI's taxonomy places the organism in Eukaryota, Metazoa, Arthropoda, Branchiopoda, Diplostraca, Daphniidae. The transcript has 6 exons.